AUGAUUGAUGUCCACAAAGAUGCUGUCCCAUCGUCUCCUCCCUCGCUCAGCGUGUCAGAGGAUACUGUGCCCUCGUCUCCUCCUCCUAUGAAACCAAAGAAGAAGCCUCCAGUCACUCCUCGGUCGUUUCGACGCUUCUUCACUCCUAGAUCUUCUCUCAACGCUCCCAACACGCGAAGCCGUUCCAUUCGCAACGCUCUGCAGGAGAUUACCUCGUCACCUGCUCUGAACAGGCUAGGGCCAGCUUUUCCUAGCGUUCCUGACAGCAAUGAGUGUACUUCUUCCCCGUGUCAGGACCCGUUCCGCACACCUAGCAAGAGGAGAAAGCUAUCCUUCUGCGGAUCCAGCUCAUCCCCUCUUCAAUCAUCCCCAUUACGAAGAGUCCGCAUUGUACCUCCAAACUUUGAUGAUGAAUCACCAAGGCGAAGCAGCCUCUUUGCCCCUGUUGAGGAUGAUCCUACGCAAUUAGAGAGUCCGGUCGAGAUACUACAGAUGCCAGCUCCAUUACGGCGCUCUAGAGCCCUUGCUCAAGCAUCACCAAGCUUACACCUACGCAGCUUUGGUAUAUCCAGGAGUUCUAAGAGGACCAUCCGAGCUUCAAAUGGUGCCAACUGGCAAGAUGAAACAGCAAGCUUCUACAGCCAACCAGAAGAUAACCAUCCUUGCUGGAAAGGCGAAUAUCCAGUCACUCCUUAUUGUACUGCCUCGUGCAAUACCAAUUCUUUGAUUGCUGUUGGAGAUGAAGCUGGCGGUAUAAGGCUGCUGGAUACCUCACCUGAUGUUGAGAAAGGGUUCUCUAAUGCAUAUUUAUCGUUUCCAUCUAUGCAUAAGAAUUCUUUAAUGGAUCUCGAAUUCUCCAGUGAUGACAAACUGUUGGCCACAGCCUCUGGAGACCAGACCUCGCACAUUAUUGAUAUGGCUACCCAGACUCCCAUUUAUUCCCUAUCCAAACAUACCUGUUCAGUAAAACGGAUUCAGUUUCAACCCAGGAGCAACAACAACGUGGUUGCAACUUGCAGCCGAGAUGGCAGUGUCAACAUAUGGGAUUUGAGAUAUAAAGCAUACGACAAGCCAGCCCUACGAUUGCAAUGCUCCCUUGGUGAUGAUGAUGAUGACUCUAUCAGGCCACCAGCCAAGAUGAAAUAUGCACAAACGUCCAAGACGAUUGUAGGUGCGCAUAUGGAGAGAGCCCGCACCAAGUCUGAACAAGAAUCUCAGCUACGGCGUGAUGAUACAACUGUCACUUCCAUUUCAUUUUUGAAUCCAGGCCGCGAACAUCUGUUCGUUACCUCUUCGGAAUCAAACGCAUGUGUGAGACUGUGGGAUCUUCGAACGGCGUACUCCCUACGAAGAGCAGCCGUCCCGUUGGCUUCGACUAGUCAGCCAGAUAGCCAUUCUCGCUUCCGGCAGUUCGGCUUGACUUCCAUGACCUUUAACACCGAUGGAAGCAGGCUUUACACCCUGUGCAGGGAUGGUACCAUUUACGCAUAUUCAACCUCCCAUUUACUGCUGGGAAACUCUCCUGAAAUGUUGCAGUCUAAUAACACCUCCGGACGGCGGUAUCCUGCAGAGGAGGCUAAAGCCGGUCUAGGCCCCAUGUACGGUUUCCGCCACCCACGUCUGAUGGUUGGCUCAUUUUUUGUCAAGCUCAGCCUCCGUCGAGCAGUAGACGACAAGUGCGAACUUCUCUCUGUCGGCAGCAGUGACAAUUGUGCCAUUCUUUUCCCUACUGACGAGCGUUACCUUACUCCCUCCCUUACACCAUCCAACAGCCCACCCUAUGCUACAUACUCGUCUAAUAUACCACUAUCACAAAUCCAGUCCCGGGUUGGGCAUUGUCUCCGCCCUUGUCUCCGGAGGACACAUUCCAGCUCAAGCCUUCCCGAUAGAUUGGAGCAUACUAUCCCUAUAUACCAACAUGGAACAGCCUUGGUUGAAGGCCAUAACAAAGAAGUCACUGCCGUUUCAUGGGCACAUGGAGGCGAAUUGGUCACCGUCAGCGAUGAUCUACAUGCUAGAUGCUGGCGCGAAGGCCCAGCAGCUCGAAAACUGCGUCGGGAGGGCGAUGUCAACGGCCAAAGAUGGCAGUGUGGUUGGGCAGAUGUCAAGGACCCAUCAUAUGAUGAUGACGAAGCGUAA
Microsporum canis CBS 113480 is the source of this 2139-nucleotide messenger RNA. Its product is annotated as WD domain-containing protein. Gene Ontology annotation, cellular component: nucleus. Bases 1 to 2139 code for a protein of 712 amino acids. Lineage: Eukaryota; Fungi; Ascomycota; Eurotiomycetes; Onygenales; Arthrodermataceae. The record is from RefSeq and is a predicted model, not a curated record. Gene Ontology annotation, biological process: proteasome-mediated ubiquitin-dependent protein catabolic process. Gene Ontology annotation, molecular function: protein binding; protein-macromolecule adaptor activity. The transcript is spliced from 3 exons.